This is a messenger RNA of Melitaea cinxia (Glanville fritillary), 3065 nucleotides long. RefSeq names its product membrane alanyl aminopeptidase-like. The transcript has 15 exons. Lineage: Eukaryota; Metazoa; Arthropoda; Insecta; Lepidoptera; Nymphalidae. The coding region runs from base 39 to 2834 and encodes 931 amino acids. Gene Ontology annotation, biological process: proteolysis; peptide catabolic process. Gene Ontology annotation, cellular component: cytoplasm. Gene Ontology annotation, molecular function: metalloaminopeptidase activity; peptide binding; zinc ion binding. The record is from RefSeq and is a predicted model, not a curated record.
AUUUUAUUUGAUAAAUUGUCGUAGUGAAGACGACAGAUAUGCUGCGGCAAUUUUUAAUAACGGCGCUUAUUAGCGUCUGUAUUGGAUCAGUUUACUCACAAUCGGAUACAAAUUAUAGGUUAAAUACAACUAUUGUACCUUCAGCUUAUUCUAUAUUAAUCACUCCGUACUUUGAUACUGGCGACAAUAGAGCGUUUACUUUCGAUGGAGUAGUCUCCAUAACCUUCGUACCUGGAUCCAAUACUGAUAUUGUUUUACUACAUUCUCAAGACUUGAACUUUACCGCUGCAAAUAUUUCUUUAACAAAUGGUCAAAAUACCGUCGCACUUCGCGAAGAAUCACCUUUGAUUAUAGAUGAUAUUUAUAAUUUUGCGGUGAUACAUUUACAAAAUGAGAUUUCGGCUGGCGUGGAGUAUGUCUUGACGAUAUCAUACCAAGGACCUAUAAGAACUGAUCUGAACGGCUUCUACAGAAACUACUACAUCGAGAACGGGGUUAGAAAAUGGCUUGGUGCUACUCAGAUGGAACCCACACAUGCCAGGAAGGUGUUCCCUUGUUUCGACGAACCAGACUUGAAGGCAGUGUUCUCACUCACCAUCGACAGGCCUGAAAAUUAUAAACCAACUUUAGCCAAUACGAAGCUGCAAAGUUCAGUCACAUUGGCAAAUGGUUACGUACGGGAAACAUUCUAUCCCACACCAAGAAUGUCCACGUAUUUGGUUGCAUUCUUGGUGUCAGAAUUUGAAGCUGGUAAUUCUCUUGUUCUUGGUGAUAACGAAUUCGGAGUAUACAGUAGGCCAGAAGCCACGAAUCAAAGUCAAUACGCUUUUGAUUUCGGUCAAAGAGUCGUGAGGGAACUCGGCACGUACUUCGGAAUCGAUUAUUAUUCUACGAAUGCCAAUUUAAAACUCGAUCACAUUGCGUUACCUGAUUUUAGAGCUGGUGCUAUGGAAAACUGGGGAUUAGUCAAAUACAGGGAAGCUUUGCUGUUGUAUGUACCGGAAGAAUCGACGCCGUAUUACAAGUAUAGAGUGGCACAAAUAGUGGCACACGAAACCACGCACAUGUGGUUCGGUAACCUUGUAACCUGUCACUGGUGGAGUAACACUUGGUUGAACGAAGGUUUUGCCAAUUAUUUCCAAGAUUAUAUAACCAGUCUGGUUGAACCAGAAUUAGGAUCUGCUGAUAUGCUCGUUAUAAGUUCGGUGUAUUCUGCGUAUGACGCUGAUAGCGAUCCAGAUUCCGCACCAAUCACAAACAACAAUGUCAACUCUCCAGCUGAAAUAUCCGGCCAUUUCGGAACUAUUUCCUAUCAGAAGGCUGGCUCAGUGAUUAGAAUGAUGCACCACUUGAUUGGUGAUGACGCUUUUAGGCAUGGAUUAAAUAGUUAUCUUACGGCCAAUCAAUUUGACUCCGGUUAUCCAGAAAGACUUUACUCGGCACUCACUCAAGGUGUGGACAAUUUUAAUUCAUUAUCCGACUACGCUGAUAUAAAUUUCACAAGUAUUAUGGAAUCUUGGAUAACGCAAUCAGGUUUUCCAGUUGUCCAAGUUGAUGUUAAUGGAGAAGAAUCUACGAUUACUUUAACUCAGAAACGGUUCUUCCUCGACUCAGGCCAUACGUCGGAUAACAUCUACAAAAUACCAAUCACCUACACACUUGAUACUAACUUCGAUUUUACAAAUACUAAGCCAGCGUUUAUAAUGGAGAACAGAACUCACGUCUUGUAUAUAAAUGAAAUAGGAAAUAAUCACUCUACGCCCAUCUUUAACAUUCAAGAGACUGGUCUAUACAGGGUCAAUUACGACAGUCACACUUGGCACCAUAUUGCUGAACUCUUAAACGGAAACAGACGUGAAGAAAUUCAUUAUCUCAACCGCGCUAAGAUCGUUAACGACCUAUUUGCGUUCCUGUUUGCUGAUGAAGUAAAAUUCGAACUUCUCAAUGACGUGCUACGGUUCUUGGAAAAUGAAACUAACUACGCUGUAUGGACAGCAGCUAUUCGUGGCUUUAACAGAUUGAGGAGACACUAUUUAGGUUCCGAUACCUUAGCACUUAUUGAUGAAUUAGCACUGAACUUAACGGAAAACGCUAUUAAUACUUUAGGCUACGAAGUACGUGAUAAUGACGAUUUCGUCACACUUGAAACAAGAAUGAUUUUGUUAGUGUUCGCAUGUAAGCUCGGACAUCAAGGAUGUGUAAAUAAUUCGGUCGCGCUAUUCCAAGCCUUUAAAAAUAAUGGAACAUGGAUUCACCCAAGUCUCAGAGAAGCUGCAUAUUGUAUGGGUCUCAAACAUGGCAAUGGAGAUGAUUACGAUUUCCUUUGGAACAGAUUGGUUACAACUAAUGUAGCCAAUGAAGGGAGACUUAUCAGUGAAAUAUUAGGCUGCACUAAUGUUGAAGAAAAACUUAGAAGCUACUUAGUUUCGAUGCUUCUCGAAGACAGUCCCAUAAAGACUCAGGAUCUUACGGUACCCUUGAGCAGUGUUUUAACGGAAUAUAGCAAUCUAGAUGUUGUCCUUGAUGCUCUGAAACAAAAUGUGUCACUAUGGAAAUCAAUUUACCCGUCAUUCGACACUACACUUUCAACUAUCGCAUCCGCUAUGCACACGACGGAAGAAUUUGAUGCUUAUGACGCCUGGUUGUCGUCGUGUACCGAUUGCGGUGCCUCUGCGGUGGAAGCCGCUAGAAGAGCUCUGGAUUUGGCCCUGGAAGAGGUAGACUGGGCUGAAAGACACAGAAGCGACAUAUGGAGCAGCCUGAGCAACGAUGCCAGAGCAAUCGCAGCUUCCCUAUUGUUACUAAUUUUAGGCGUUAUUACCCUGGCAUUCUAAGCCAUGAUACUAACGUAUUGUUAGUUUUAUUGGUUGACAUCAUUUGUUUUAAGUUUAUUAUCGAAUACUUUAUUAAUGUUUUAAUAAGUACUAUCGUUAUUUUGCAUAUGUUUACUUUUGUUUUAUUAUAUAGUAUAAUUUUAUAUUAAAUUUUAAGAAGAGAUCCCAUUCCACUGAAAUCUAAUAUUGAAAGUAUGAUGUCAUAUGAAUAAAUUGUUUUAAUGAAUUGUU